CUCUUCGUCAGCAUGGCCGCUCGGACGCUGCAGGAGCUCGUAGCCGCCGCCGCCUCGCUGCAUCCGGACCGAGUGGCUGUGAAGUAUGACGGCGGCCCGGCGUCCGGCGGCCCGGCGGCGCUGCUGAGGUACCGAGACCUGGUCCAGCGGGCCGACGAGCUGACCCGCCUUCUGCGACAGAACUGCGCCCCCAGUGGCGGGCUGGUGGGGCUGUGCGGGUCCGAUGAUGUGUUCAUACCUGUGUGGAUCCUGGGCAUCCUGCAGUCACCUGCCGCCUACGUCCCUCUGGACCCAGACGCUCCGGGUCUCCUCACUGCUCGCGUGAUCAGGCGCUGUGGCCUCGAGUUCUGCGCUGUGAAGACCGACGUCCUGCAGUCGUUCCGUGCGGCUCUCGUGGAACACGCGUCCGUGCAGGUCCGCGCCGUGCUGCCAAAGUUCAGAGUGACCCUGGUGCGCGUGGAGCUGCUGCCCGUUGCCGAGCAACCAGGACCGACCGGAGGCCGCAGGGCGGGCGGCGCCGGGCUCGUGGACCUGGCCUACGUGAUGCACACCUCUGGGACCACCGGGGAUCCGAAGAUCGUGAGGGUUCCGCACAAGUGCAUCCUGCCCAACAUCCUGCACCUGAGGACUUUGUUUGAGAUGAGCUCAGACGACGUGGUGCUCCUGGCCUCGCCCCUGACCUUUGACCCUUCGGUGGUGGAGAUGUUCCUGGCCUUGUCGUCCGGGGCUCAGCUCCUCGUCGUGCCGACCGUCAUCAAGAAAAUGCCGAGUCGGCUUUCUACGCUUCUGUUUGAGGAAAACAAGACGACUGUGCUGCAGGUCACGCCGACGCUGCUCGGCCGCUUCGGGCGCCGCGCGCUGCGACAGGAAGUGAUGUCGCGCGGCUCCUCGCUGCGCCUGCUGGUUCUGGGCGGCGAGGCCUGUCCGCCCGCGGCUCUGCUGAGGAGCUGGAGGCACCGCGACAACCGCACCCACAUCUACAACGUGUACGGCAUCACCGAGGUGUCCUGCUGGGCGUCGGCCCACAGGCUGCCCGAGGCUCCGCCGCGGGGCCACGACACCUCGCCCUCUGUGCCGCUCGGCGCUCCUCUGAGGGACACCAGGCUGGAGGUGAGGGACGAGCGCGGCCGCGUCGUCACCGAGGGCGAAGGCCAGGUGUUCAUAGUGACCUCGGCGUUUGUCUUCGUGGGUCCGUAUGACGCAGGCGGGGGGGAGCGAGUGUGUCUGCUGGACGACGAGGAGGCGGCGGUCGCCGGGACGAUGAGGGCCUCCGGAGACUGGGUGGAGGUCAGGGACACGCAGAUGUUCUUCCUGGGGCGGAGGGACCGGCUGGUGAAGCGCCACGGGAAGCGGGUGAGCCUGGACGGCGUGCAGCAGCUUCUGUGCGGCCUGCCUGAGGUGGAGGCCUGCGCCGUGGUCCUGCACGGGCCCGUCCGGCUGCUCGCCUUCGUCGUGGCGUCCGCAGCCGGGGGCCAGCAGGGGGAGGAGCCGCGGCCCCCCCGCGGAGCGGACGGCGAUCUGAGCCGACUCAUCCUGAGCCGUCUGUCCCUGCUGCUGCCGCCGCACAGCGUCCCCGACACGCUGGUUCUGGUCCCGGCCCUGAGCCCGACUCGCCACGGUAAAGUGGACGUGACGGCGCUGAUGGAGACGUACGGGACACGGAGACGCUCUUCAUCCCGGUUGGAUCCCAGCGAGCUGAAGCUGACCCUUCGGUCCUUGUGGCAGGAAGCUCUCGCUCUCCCCGAGGACGCGGCCGUGGACGAGGAGUCCAACUUCCUGUUGAGCGGCGGAGACUCUCUGAAGGCGCUGCGGCUGCACGAAGACGUCCUCGCCGCCGCGGGAGCGACCUCGCCGGAGCUCCUGGACGUCAUACUGGGCGGGACCUUCUCCGACAUUCUGCGGCACGUCGAGGGGGCGGCGCCGGCGGGCGAGAAACGCCGCGGCGACGAGGGGGGGACACGAGGGGAGGAGACGGGGGCUGUUAAAGUUCCAAGACGAGAGCCGGAAGUCGUGGACCCACGUGGAAACACGCCCGGCGAGGGAGGGGGGGGGCGAGCUCUGGGCCUGGAGCUGAGCUGGUCCUCGGACACGGGCCGCUGCGUGGACGCCUCCCCGGUGAUCCUGGCGCACGGCGGCGCCGACCCGGGGGCCGGGGGCCGCGAGGCGACCGUGUUCAUCGGCUCCCACUCUCACAGGAUCCAGGCGUUAGACCUGACCGGUGGGGGCCUCCUGUGGGAGCGAGUCCUCGGGGGCCGAAUCGAGGCCUCGGCCGCCGUGUCCCGCUGCAGGAGCCUCGUGGUCAUAGGUUGCUACGACGGCUGUGUGUAUUUCCUGUGCGUCGCGACUGGGAAGACGCGGUGGACUUUCCAGACGGGAGACGCUGUGAAGAGCCGCCCCGCCGUGGACCCCCCCACGGGUCUGGUGGUGGUGGGCUCGCACGACGGACACGUCUACGCCCUGGACCCCGAGGAGGAGCGGUGUGUUUGGAGGCGGAGCUGUGGGGGCGGAGCCGUGUUUUCCUCGCCGUGCCUCCACCCGUCACUCAGAAAGCUGUACGCCGCCUCGCUGGGGGGUCGUUUGCUCUGUCUCUGCCCUGACAGCGGCGAGGUUCUGUGGUCGCACCGAGGCGACGCCCCGUUCUUCUCCUCGCCAGACGCCUCCUCUGGUCAGGUGGUCAUCGGAUCGGUGGACGGAAACAUCUGCUGCUUCAGCCACACGGGGGCGCCGGUCUGGCGGUUUCUAACCGGCGGUCCGGUCUUCUCCUCGCCGUGCGUGACCCCGGACCGCCGCCGGGUCCUGUGUGGGUCACAUGACGGCCGCCUGCACUGCCUGAGCCUCGCCGACGGCUCUCCGGUUUGGAGCUUCCUCACCGCGGGGAAGGUGUUCUCUGGGCCGCGCGUGUUUGACGGCGGCGGCGGCGGCGGCGGCGCCGAGGGGGGAGGGGCCCUGGUGGCCCUGACCUCCACCGACGGCACGGUGUGGAUCCUGGACGCGGGGCGGGGGGGACCGGCGCUGGCCCGGUUCCGCCUGCCGGGGGAGCUGUUCUCCACCCCGGCGGUGCACGGGGGCUCCCUGGUGGUCGGUUGCCGUGACGACCGCGUGUACUGUUUGAACUUGAAGGAGGAGACGGGGGGCGGAGCUUUGAUCAAAGAUGAUGAAGAAAUAAACAACGAGUCGUCGGGUUCAGACAUCAGAAUUUAAUUUACAUUAUUCAGAACAUUUUCUGUCCCAAACGAACGAUUCCAAACGAAUGAGCUCUGACAUCACACACAGACCACUGA
This is a messenger RNA of Pungitius pungitius (ninespine stickleback), 3281 nucleotides long. It is a transcript of the gene aasdh, whose product is annotated as aminoadipate-semialdehyde dehydrogenase. Bases 13 to 3201 code for a protein of 1062 amino acids. Gene Ontology annotation, biological process: amino acid activation for nonribosomal peptide biosynthetic process. NCBI's taxonomy places the organism in Eukaryota, Metazoa, Chordata, Actinopteri, Perciformes, Gasterosteidae. The transcript is spliced from 14 exons. The record is from RefSeq and is a predicted model, not a curated record. Gene Ontology annotation, molecular function: protein binding.